CGCUAGCUGCGGCUAGGCUGAGUGAGGGCGCGGAACACAGUUACUCGCUCCUGUUGCUCACCGGAACUCAAAGAGAGAGGGACGAGCCGGGCCGGGAAACGGAAGAGGAGGCAGGGGGUGUGUUUGGGGAGGGACGGGGUAUUCCAGUGAGUGCUUUAUUCACUGUGUUUCUCCGCAAUGUUACCGAGAGUCUCAGCGUUCCUACCUCUUCGCCCGCUUUCCCGCCACCCUUUGUCUUCUGGAAACCAGCAGGCAAUGGCGGUUACCGUCGUGCUUCUGGCUGCGCGGCGCGGAACAGUCAGGUAUCGUAUUUCUGCGCUGUGGACCGCAAGGACAAAAAAUAACAUCCAAAGGUAUUUUGGCACCAACUGUGUUACCUAUAGCAAGAAAGAUGAGCAGUCUGUUCCAACCAAUGAGAUUUCCAAAAAGACUUCAGAGAGCCAAGACAAUGUCAAAGAAAAUACAAAAAAAGACUUGUUAGAUAUUAUUAAGAGCAUGAAAGUUGAAUUAAGUACAGUAAAUGUUCAAACAACAAAGCCACCUAACAGAAGACCACUUGCAAAUUUGGAGGCUACAAUUAGCAGGCUUCAAAAACCUACGGAAGAUACACCAAAGAAGAGAAAAGAGCAGCUGAGUCCUGAGUUGGUGGCGGCUGCAUCUGCUGUUGCGGAAUCCCUCCCUUUCGACAAGCAGACGACUAAAUCCGAACUGCUCAGGCAGCUCCAGCAGCAUGAGGAAGAUGUAAGGGCACAGGUAGACGGAAACAGACCUAAAAUUAGUUUCAGGAGCAUAGUAUCAGAUAUGAAAGUUGCCAGAUCUGCAACCCCCAGAGUUAGUACAAGACCAGAGCAUCAGAUUCAGUUUGAUGAAGGAGUGGACAGUGACCUUGGCCAGAAGAAGACGGCUGAUCUUAGAAAACGUCUUAGGAGAAGUAUAUUCAAGGGGAAGAGACUUAAUAUUUUUGACACUAAGGCAGUUACCGAAGAAGCACCUGAACCAGAGACAUCACCUUCACUUUGGGAUGUGGAAUUCGCUAAGCAGGUGGCCAGAGUCAGUGAACAGCCUUUUCAGAAUGGGUUUGAAGAGAUGAUCCAGUGGACAAAAGAAGGGAAGCUGUGGGAGUUCCCAAUUAACAAUGAAGCAGGUUUUGAUGAUGAUGGUUCAGAAUUUCAUGAACACAUAUUUCUGGAUAAAUACCUAGAGGAUUUUCCAAAACAAGGACCAAUUCGUCACUUCAUGGAGCUGGUGACUUGCGGCCUUUCCAAAAACCCGUAUUUAAGUGUUAAACAGAAGGUCGAGCACAUAGAGUGGUUUAGAAAUUAUUUUAAUGAAAAAAAGGACAUUCUAAAGAAAAGUGACAUACAGUUCAAUUGAAGACCAUGGAAAUUUUUAUUUUGAAUUGCUGGCAAUGAAAAUAAAAUAAUUUUGCUAGAUUUCUUA
Molecule: messenger RNA, 1440 nt
Organism: Tupaia belangeri chinensis (Chinese tree shrew)
Lineage: Eukaryota; Metazoa; Chordata; Mammalia; Scandentia; Tupaiidae
Gene: MRPS31
Product: mitochondrial ribosomal protein S31
Exons: 7
Coding region: 178-1374 (398 amino acids)
Cellular component (GO): mitochondrial small ribosomal subunit
Molecular function (GO): structural constituent of ribosome
Source: RefSeq, a predicted model, not a curated record